Messenger RNA from Microplitis mediator, 3644 nucleotides. RefSeq names its product N-acetylgalactosaminyltransferase 7 (gene Pgant7). Gene Ontology annotation, cellular component: Golgi apparatus. The record is from RefSeq and is a predicted model, not a curated record. Bases 273 to 1979 code for a protein of 568 amino acids. The transcript has 3 exons. NCBI's taxonomy places the organism in Eukaryota, Metazoa, Arthropoda, Insecta, Hymenoptera, Braconidae.
AUUUUAUAUCGCGGAGUCAGAUGACCUUAAAAAUCAGGAUCUAAGACACGUUGACAAAAUUUCUCAUAUUUAUUAUCAUCAGUAUAUAUUUAUAUAUAUAUUUAUAUUUAUAUCGUCAACUGAUUGUUUGAUAAGAAUAUUUAUGAAUAAAUUAUCUAGUAAUUGAGAUUUUAUUUUAUUUACAUAUUUAAUUUAAUGUCAAGAUGACGGAGUGAAGGUCGAGAUAAAUUUAAAUAAAUUUUCAAAUUAGUUGAUCUAAUUAAUUAUUGAAGAUGAGGAUGAUGCAUUUGAGAAGAAAUGCCCGACUUAUUACCUGUGUUCUGGUCGCACUGAUGAUGCUGUAUGCUAUUUAUUCAGUGAUGAAUGAUGACUUUGGUAAAAGUAUUAACGUACCAGUAUUAGUAGAAGGACCCGGUAAUUUUGAACCCCAGAACACGAAAAUCCUCAGCGGUCCUGGAGAAGGGGGUAAAGCGCACGUGCUACGAGAUGAUCAGCAGAAUGACGUACAGCAAGCGGAGUCCGAUUACGGUAUGAACAUGGUGUGUUCUGAUGAGAUAUCUCUGGAUCGUUCUAUCCCUGACUUGAGACCCGAAGAAUGUAAGCACUGGGAUUACCCUAAAAAACUUCCAACAACGAGUGUGAUUAUUGUCUUCCAUAACGAGGGAUGGUCAGUGCUGAUGCGCACAGUGCACAGCGUUUUAAACCGGACUCCGCCUCAAUUCCUCGAGGAAAUUCUCCUCGUGGACGAUUACUCGGACAAGGAAAACUUGAAAGCCGAGUUGGAGGCUUACAUUGAUCAGUGGAAUGGUAAAGUUCGUUUGCUGCGCAAUGAAGAGCGUCAGGGACUGAUACGCACGAGAUCACGUGGUGCGCGGGAAGCCCGCGGUGAAGUUAUCGUGUUCCUAGAUGCUCAUUGCGAAGUAAACGUCAACUGGCUCCCGCCUCUGUUGGCGCCCAUCGCCGCAGACUGGAGCGUGAUGACGGUGCCCAUAAUCGACGGCAUUGACCACAAGACAUUUGAGUACCGGUCCGUUUACCAGGAAGGUCAUUUGUACAGAGGUAUCUUUGAAUGGGGAAUGCUGUACAAAGAAAAUGAAUUACCUAGACGCGAAUCAAAGCGCAGAGACUAUGCGAGCAUGCCCUACAGAUCUCCGACUCACGCAGGCGGACUUUUUGCUAUCAAUCGUAAAUACUUUUUGUCCCUUGGUGGCUACGACGAGGGACUUCUGGUCUGGGGUGGAGAGAAUUUUGAAUUGUCUUUUAAAAUAUGGCAAUGCGGUGGCAGCAUUCUCUGGGUACCUUGCUCUCAUGUCGGUCACGUUUACCGCGGGUUCAUGCCCUACACAUUCGGAAAAUUAGCUGAUAAAAAGAAGGGGCCUUUGAUCACAAUAAACUACAAGCGAGUUAUUGAAACCUGGUUCGAUGAAAAGCACAAAGAAUUUUUCUACACCCGCGAACCACUCGCCAGACUUCUAGACCAUGGAGACAUCACGGAACAGUUAAAAUUUAAAGAGAGAAAGAAGUGCAAGAACUUCCAGUGGUACAUGGACAACAUCGCCUAUGAUGUUCUAGAUAAAUUCCCCGAACUGCCGCCUAAUAUUCACUGGGGUGAGCUGAGAAGUGUCGCGACUUCCGCUUGUCUGGACACUAUGGGCCACAGCCCGCCGAGUCUCAUGGCGACUUCCCACUGCCACGGGUUCGGAAAUAACCAACUGGUCAGACUUAAUGCUCAAGGACAAAUGGGCAUCGGCGAGCGGUGCGUCGAAGCUGAUAACCAGGGAAUCAAGUUGUCAUUCUGCAGACUGGGGACCGUCGACGGCCCCUGGCAGUAUGACGAGAAGACCAAGACUCUAUUGCACAAAGUUCACAAAAAAUGUAUCGCUUUGCAUCCCCAGACUAAUCAUCUUUCUCUGAUGCCUUGCGAAGCUGACAAUAAUUAUAACCAAUGGACAUUCCAUCAAAUUCACCCGCGCUGGUGAUUUAUUUAAAACAAUUUUUAUUGUUAUCCAGCCGUACAAUCAGUACUUAAGACGUUAUUUUGUUACACUAGUCCAUAUGAUGUUUAUAUUUUUAAUUUAAAAUUAAUAUUAUGUCGGUUGUGUUAUAUAUAACGCUUUUAAAAUAUGAUAAUAAUCCACUGUAAAAAAUUGUUAGUGAAUUCAGAGCGAAUAUGGAUUUUAUUGGAAUCUAAAUUCACUCCGGCACUCAAAGUUCCGGAGUGAAUAAAAAAUUUCCCGCUUUGAAUUCACUCAGGAUUUAAUCCGUAUAUUUUUACAGUUUAAUAAUAAUAAUAAUUCACUGUAAAAAAUUGCUAGUGAAUUCAAAGCGGAUAUGGAUUUUAUUUAAACCCUAAUUUACUCCGGCACUCAAAGUUCCGGAGUAAAAAAAAUUACUCCGCAUACGGAAUUUUUUUUUCAGCAGAGUAAUUUCGGAGUGGUGUAGAUUUUAUUUUAAUUCGCAUCCACUCCGACCUGGAGUUUCAAUUUCACUCCAAGGGGAGUAAAAUAAAAAAAUUUUCUCUUUGAAUUCACUCCGGAUUUAAUCCGCAUAUUUUUUACAGUCUAAUAAUAUUAAUAAUAAUAAUAAUAAUAAUAAUCCACUGUAAAAAACUGCUAGUGAAUUCAAAGCGAAUAUGGAUUUUAUUUAAACCCGAAUUCACUCCGGCACUCAAAGUUCCGGAGUAAAAAAAAUUUCUCCGCAUACGGAAUUUUUUUUUCAGCGGAGUGAUUUCGGAGUGGUGUAGAUUUUAUUUCAAUCCGCAUCCACUCCGACCUGGAGUUUAAUUUCACUCCAAGCGGAUUAAAUAAAAAAAAGAAUUUUCUCUUUGAAUUUACUCCGGAUUUAAUCCGCAUAUUUUUUUCAGUCUAAGAAUAUUAAUAAUAAUAAUCCACUGUAAAAAAUUGGUAGUGAAUUCAAAGCGGAUAUGGAUUUUAUUUAAACCCGAGUUCACUCCGGCACUCAAAGUUCCGGAGUAAAAACAAAAUUACUCCGCAUACGGAAUUUUUUUUUCAGCGGAGUAAUUUCGGAGUGAUGUAGAUUUAGCUUUAAUCUACAUCCACUCCGACCUGGAGUUUAAUUUCACUCCAAGAGGAUUAAAUAAAAAAAUUUUCUCUUUGAAUUCACUCCGGAUUUAAUCCGCAUAUUUUUUACAGUCUAAGAAUAUUAAUAAUAAUAAUGAGAUUAAUGGACUAGUGUCGCAAAAUAUAUCUCAUGUAAGAAUAAAAAACGCACAUUAAUUAUAAAUUUUUUUAAAUUCCAUACUAAAGACUGUCUAUCAAUAAACUCAAAUUACUCCUUCCCUUCGCAUUUUUAAAAUAAUUUUGUAUACGAAGUUAAGGCGUUUUUACCCUCCCCACACUUUUAAAAAAAAAUCUUAUGACCCAAACUGUCAUAAAAGUUUUAAUAAAAAAUUUGACAUUACUUUUAAUUAAUUAAUUAAUUAAAUUUUACGACGAUUAACAGUUCGAGGUCAUCAGAUUUAUUUUAAAAACUUGGAAGGGGAGCGUUUGAGAAUGUCCUUAAAAAGUGAACUCAUACAAUAAUAUUAUAAAUGUAAUGUAAGAUAAUUUAAAAAAUUAAAGCUGUUGUAAAAUUAUUUUUAAUAAAUUUAUUGGAACGAUUGUUAAAUGUACUGACUGAUAUUU